GUUAUGAUUUUCGAGUAGAAUAUGCAAUAUUGGUCAGAACAUUCUACAGAAAGUACUAUAUAGACAUCAUAGAAUGCACAUUAGCAAUAACACAUUAUUUUUACCACUGAAUCUAGCGUUAUUUCUUAUAUGAAUUACCAUAACCACGUGUGAUAUCGCGACAAGCCGACAUUCACCGACUAACGUUAGACUUCGUUCAUUGCUUGAUUUCGUGUACGGUGUAGAAAUACUUGCUAUGUCACUCAGCUCAUAAUGAUAGUGUGUCAUGCAUACAGUGUGUGUAUGUGUGUGAAUGAAGCAGAGCUGUGUGUUGCGUGAUCCGUGGAUAUCGAUGAAAAAGUGAAUUUAGUCCAACUCCGAGUCCGACCUAUUCCUAACUUAAGCUAUCACAGAUGGUCUGAGUUUAAGACAUUCUCGUAUCUGUCAACAUGUUAAAUUGGCGAGAUCAAUAACAAUUUCUACAAACACUCAAAAAAAAAUUUGAAAUGAAAAUGAUGUCUGCGAGUAGCUCUGACGCCCAGACAUCACCAGCUGCAAAAAAGCGGAGGCUCGAACCAGAGUCCAACAACACCAGCCAGAACUCGGUCAAUUCUAACAAUAGUGAGAUGGCAAAGAACGGAAGUCAGGAUGAGAUCGAUGAAGGGUUGUAUUCUAGGCAGCUAUAUGUUCUGGGACAUGAAGCCAUGAAGCGUAUGGCUUUGUCCAAUAUCCUCAUCUCUGGUAUGAAGGGACUUGGAGUAGAGAUUGCUAAGAAUGUCGUCUUAGGUGGUGUCAAAUCUGUCGUCAUCCAUGAUGAAGAGGAUGUUACCAUUCAAGAUUUAGCCUCCCAGUUCUUCUUACGGGAGGCAGAUAUUGGAAAGAACAGAGCGGAGGUAACUGAACCAAGGCUGGCUGAACUCAAUAGCUAUGUACCUGUCUCAUCAAGCAAAUCUCCACUCAAUGAACAAUUUAUCAGCAAAUUCCAGGUUGUAGUAUUGACUACUAGUAGCUUGGAAGCUCAGCUAAGGAUAGGUGACUUCUGCCACUCCAACGGCAUCCAUCUAAUCAUUGGAGACACCAGGGGUCUAUUUGGUCAGGUCUUUUGUGACUUUGGUGAUAACUUCACAGUGUAUGACAACAAUGGAGAGGAACCCCUCUCUGUCAUGGUGUCUGCUGUAUCCAAGGAUGAACAAGGUGUAGUUACAUGUCUCGAUGAAAGUCGUCAUGGUUUUGAGAGUGGAGAUCAUGUUUCAUUCUCGGAAGUUCAGGGUAUGACUGAGCUGAAUGGUUGCCAGCCAAGGGAGAUCAAGGUGCUAGGACCAUACACCUUUGGUAUUGGAGAUACUAGUAACCUAUCGGACUAUGUCAGAGGAGGUAUUGUUGCUCAAGUCAAGAUGCCACAGAAUGUUGCAUUUAAAUCAUUACGAGAAUCGUUGGCAGAACCUGAAAUGAUCAUGACUGAUUUUGCUAAAUUUGAUCGACCUGGUCAGCUUCACAUUGGCUUUCAGGCUCUUCAUUCAUUCAAGUCACAGUAUGGUACACUGCCAAGACCAAGGAAUGAUGAUGAUGCAGCCAAAUUGAUUGCCAUUGCAAAGGAGAUCAAUUCCCAGGCACCCGAUGCAUCUAAGCAGGAGUCUAUGGAUGAUAAGCUUAUCACCCAGCUAGCAUACAAUGCUACCGGUGAUAUCUGUCCUAUGCAGGCUGUCAUUGGUGGAGUCGCUGCUCAAGAAGUCAUGAAGGCUAGCAGUGGUAAAUUCAACCCCAUAAAGCAAUGGCUCUACUUUGAUUCACUAGAGUGUCUCCCAGAAGAAGAGAGUGCGAUGCCAUCAGAAGAUAACUGUCAAUCGACAAAUUGCAGGUAUGACUCCCAAAUUGCUGUACUAGGAGCAGAUUUCCAAAGGAGGAUAACAGCUCAAAAAUAUUUCAUGGUUGGAGCCGGAGCCAUUGGAUGUGAACUGCUGAAGAACUUUGCCUUGAUGGGAUUAGGAAGCUCACCAGAAGGCAAGGUUUAUAUCACAGAUAUGGAUAUCAUAGAGAAGUCCAACCUCAAUAGACAGUUCCUAUUCAGAGCACAUGAUGUACAGAAACCCAAGUCAGAUACUGCAGCCAAAGCAGCCAAAGAAAUGAACCCUGAUCUCAACAUUGUACCACAUCUGAACCGAGUUGGACCAGAGACAGAGAACAUCUACGAUGAUGACUUCUUUGAGUCAUUGGAUGGAGUGGCUAAUGCUCUGGAUAAUGUAGAUGCACGUAUGUACAUGGACAGACGAUGUGUCUACUAUCGCAAGUCUCUUUUGGAGUCUGGUACCCUCGGUACCAAAGGAAACGUCCAGGUGGUCAUACCGAACCUUACAGAAUCCUACAGUUCUUCACAGGACCCACCUGAGAAGUCCAUCCCAAUCUGUACUUUGAAGAACUUUCCCAAUGCCAUUGAGCACACUAUCCAGUGGGGUAGGGAUAUGUUUGAAGGACUCUUUAGAAACCCUGCUGAGAAUGCUGCUCAGUAUGGAAAUGAUCCCAAGUUUAUGGAAAGGACACUUAAAAUGGCUGGAUGUCAACCAAUGGAAAUUUUAGAACUGUUAAAGCGAGCCCUGAUAGAUGAUAGACCUAAGAGCCUAGAUGAUUGUAUAUCAUGGUCCAGGCAUCAUUUUGAGAGUCAGUACGUCAACCAGAUAAAACAGCUUCUCUUUAACUUCCCUGCUGAUCAGACAACCAGUUCAGGAGCACCAUUUUGGUCAGGCCCUAAGAGGUGUCCACAUCCACUCAAGUUCAAUGCUGAUGAUGCAACACAUCUUAGCUAUAUAGUAUCUACCAGUAACUUACUAGCAGAUGUCUAUGGCCUCCAAGGUAGCCGGGAUGAAAGUUUCUUCAGAAAAGUUUUGGAAUCAAUAGAUGUACCAGUGUUCACUCCUAAAGCAGGUGUGAAAAUUGCAGUGACGGACGCAGAAGCCCAAGCAGCAGCCGAAAUCCAUGCUGAUGAUGCCCGUCUCAAAGAGAUCAUAGAAAGUUUGCCAACCCCUGAGCAGCUCAAGCAGAUCUGCAUUAAACCACUUGACUUUGAAAAGGAUGAUGACACUAACUUCCAUAUGGACUUCAUUGUAGCAGCAUCAAAUCUGAGAGCUGAGAAUUAUGGCAUUACACCUGCUGAUAAAUAUAAGACCAAGAAGAUAGCUGGUAAGAUCAUUCCUGCCAUCGCCACUACCACCUCAGUGGUUGCUGGGCUUGUGUGCCUAGAGCUCAUCAAGCUCAUCAAUGGCAACAAGAAGAUGGAUAAUUACAAGAAUGGAUUCAUCAACCUGGCUUUACCAUUCUUUGGAUUCUCAGAGCCAAUAGCACCUACCAAGAUGAAGUAUUAUGACACUGAAUUCUCACUGUGGGAUCGCUUCGAUGUGAACGUGACAAACAAAGAGAUGACCCUGAAGGAGUUCCUAGAUUACUUUCAGAAUGAUCUUAAGCUAGAAAUCACCAUGUUAUCACAAGGAGUAUGCAUGCUUUACUCUUGCUUCAUGAAUAAAGCUAAAAUCAAUGAAAGAUUGCCCUGUCGAAUGUCCGAGGUGGUGACCAAGGUUUCCAAGAAGAAGAUCCCCAAACAUGUGAAGAGUUUGGUCUUUGAGCUAUGCUGCAAUGACAGAGAGGGUGAAGAUGUAGAUGUGCCAUAUGUUAGAUAUACCUUCCGCUGAAUGCACAUCAUUGUCAAUACCAAGCUCUCUUCUAUGUCUACUCCAUGUAUGAAAUCAUUUACAUUUAAAUGUUUAUUCCUUGUCUAUGAUUAACAACUGAGGAAUGUUAAAAUAUUACAAUUAAUUAUAACUCUUUGUACAUGAAUGAUAAACUCACUAUUAUCUUGAAUUGAUAUGAUUGAUUGUAUUUAAAAGGGACCCAGGGCUUAAUACCUAACCAUGAAUCAGUGAAAAAAAAAAACAAUCUGGUGUCCAAGAUAUUGCAAAAGAAUACACAAAUGGGUACCUCCAUCAGUUUAUUACGACUACUUGUGUCAAUAGAAUGGGGCAUUCAAUAAAUAAAGAGGUUGAUAUGAAAUCCUUAACUAAUGGAGGUUAUUCCAUGGGGUGGGCCAACUUCACAAAAGGUUUGUAUGAGUUCCUUGUCCAAGUGUUAGUUUCUAGGGGCAAGGCCAUGAAUAUCAAUAAUUUAAAACUUAAAUGAAAAAAAAAUCUAUACUGUAGGAUGCUAUGUGAUUAUAAAGACCAGAUUUGAUAGUAACAGGAUGUUUUUAUUUGCUAAUUGCAAAAAAGGCUGUACUGUGAAGCAGAACAAAUGAUUAGAGAUGGUUUUAAUUAAAAUUUGACAUGUUCAAAUACUAUGCACUCAUAUUGCUAGAAAAAAAUCAAUCAAUUUUAUUACAGGAGCAUUAUAUUACAAACAUGUAACUGUCUUAUUUAUAAAUAUUUAGAUUAAAAGAUUACCCCUUUUUGUGUGCAUCUUAAAGUAUGUUACUGUGUGAAGAAAUGAAUGAUUUUGUUUCAGGAAUAGACAUUGAAGACCUGUUUUGAAAUGAGUCACUGUGUAGAUAAAUAACAUGCGAAACAUAAAUACAUGUAGUAAACUGUAUAUUUAGAAAUUGCCCAACUUUUUCUUUUCUUUUUCUCAGAUAAUGGUUUUGUUCUCAAUGAACCAUUCUCAAUGUUAAGUAUAAUCUACUCGCUCAUGUGGAGUUGAAGUUAGAUUUUUUUUUUUGUAUUAUGUUAAAUUGUCUGAUGAUGAAGUGUAUCAGUCAGGUAGCAUACACAAUUAUAAUUAUACAGUCAUUAAAGGUAUUAACUGUUUGUAAUGACUACAAUUCCUUAAAGUAUGUAGCUCUGACCCCCCCCCCCUGCAAUACAUAUUGAACCUAAUUUUGUUGUUGUCUUGGCAGAGACCUUGUAAUAACUCUUCCUGUUAGUCUGUAAUAUUUGUUACAUUUGAAAAAGGUUUUUGUUACUUGGUCUCACACUCUUGGUACAAAUGAUCCUUGGGUAAUACCACAUGUGUGUUGAUGGUGGGGCCAAAAGUUUAUAUUUCAUGUUUUAUUGAUUGCGAAAUCAAGCGAGACUCAUGAUUCAAGCACCACAUUGUCUAGUCCAUAUCAAAAAGUUCAACCCUAUCUAGGCCCCGGGGGAGUGGAGACCCCCCCCCCCCAGUCAACGAUUCGCGCAAUAUUUUCGCUGUGCAGAAAAAAUGUUACCGUGCAACUAGCGGACUUUUUACUUUCAAGUCUUGCGCACCUUUUGAUUCAAGAUUUGCAAUGCCUGGGUAUGCAGUUCCGAAAUUACUUAACAUUUUGUAAGUGCAUGUCAGACUGAAAACUGCUCAAAAUAGUAAUUUUGUGCGUUUUCAACCAGUUUAACUGUUAUAAAUGGAUUUAUUUUAUGCCGUUUAUGAUCUGAAGAGUCCCCAGCAAAGUUUGUCAAAAAAAAACAAUAAGAAAUUUAUCUAAUAUCACAAUUUUUUCUACACCAAAAAUUAGCACAUCUGGAGCUUUAUUUAUAAUUUUGUAUACUAAUUACAAGCAAUUUGCAUGAAAUAAAUUGCUGAACAAUUUUGUAGAUUAUGGCCCAGACAAACUGCGUGCCAAAUUUUGGUGCGGUCGACGGCCGAGAUCUCAAGGGGGGUGUGAGCCCCCUCCCUCGGCAACAUGAUCUGCCAAAAUACCCCGGCCUAAAUAUGGUUUAACGUUCUCAAACAUUCUCAAGUAGUUAAUAUAAUGGAGAAAAAAUACAGAAAGGGUCCAUAUGCAAAUAUGUGUGCAUACCAAACUGCCGCUUCUGUAGAUAGUGCCACAUGUUGAAAGAAAAUGUGUCCUAUAGAAGUUUAAAUAUUAUUGUUAAUUCGAUUGAUGAAAUCAGUCCUAUGUCAUGAAAUUAAAUGCCUGACAUAGUACAUUGUUUAUCUGUCUGUACCCUUUAAAUGUUUUUGAAAGAGCUAUAUGAAAGCUGUCCUGAUGUAAUCAGAUAAGUGAAAAUAAAAUUGUGUUGAAUGUCACAAGUUAUUUAUUGGUUAGACAUAUAUCUAGGAAAUCAAUAUGAGAACCUUCCGUCAUGAAUAUAUGUGUUCAGCUGAGUUCAUAGACACAAUGUAAAAGCAGUAUUGUUAUAAUAGAGCUCAAUAAUAAUAUCCUAUUAAAACAAUAGAGAGGCAUAUAAGUAAAAUCUUGAAAAAAUUGGAGGUAAUUUUAGCUAGUAUCAGUGGAAUUAUCAAUUAUGAUGUUUACUAAGAUACUAAAUAACUCGCCCAACACCAAAAGCAUGAAAAAAAAGCGUAAAUUUGUGCCUUAAUUAUUUUGGUUUUCUUGUUUUGUUAUGUAAUUACUUCUGCACCCAAAGACACAACCGUGUACAACAACCUUCCAGCAUAUUGGCUGCGUACCAUUGCCUCCUCAAUAUUGUAUAUUUUGUGCUAGAUAUAACUUUUUUUUUGUCUUUGUCUUGACUGUAUUGUGAAAAUGAAUAAAAGCCUCUGUGGAAUGCA
Molecule: messenger RNA, 6444 nt
Organism: Lytechinus pictus (painted urchin)
Lineage: Eukaryota; Metazoa; Echinodermata; Echinoidea; Temnopleuroida; Toxopneustidae
Product: ubiquitin-like modifier-activating enzyme 1
Exons: 24
Coding region: 486-3659 (1057 amino acids)
Biological process (GO): DNA damage response; ubiquitin-dependent protein catabolic process; protein ubiquitination
Cellular component (GO): nucleus; cytoplasm
Molecular function (GO): ubiquitin activating enzyme activity
Source: RefSeq, a predicted model, not a curated record